AUGGAUGAAACCAGCUUCUACUACGACAAUGUACCGCGCGGAUCGAUGUGCUUGAACAAGGCUUCAGCCUUAAAGCAAAACAAGUCGCGGCUUACUCUACCACGCUGGCUCAACCAGAAACCUCAAGACAUCGAAUACGAAUCGUCUAAAAAGGCCUGGAUGACAACCAAAUUGUACAAGACAUGGUUACUAGAUCUGGAUAAUGCCAUGCGCGCCUCUGACAGACGUAUUUUGCUGUUAGUCGACAAUGCUUCCUCUCAUUCUGAAACAGGACUAGAGCUUAAAAAUGUACGCGUCGCUAAACUUCCGCUAAACACUACGUCAAAGCUACAGCCACUUGACCAACACAGCCAUACAAAGUUAUAA
This is a messenger RNA of Phytophthora infestans T30-4, 366 nucleotides long. RefSeq lists its product as uncharacterized. NCBI's taxonomy places the organism in Eukaryota, Oomycota, Peronosporomycetes, Peronosporales, Peronosporaceae. The record is from RefSeq and is a predicted model, not a curated record. The transcript has 3 exons. Gene Ontology annotation, molecular function: nucleic acid binding. Bases 1 to 366 code for a protein of 121 amino acids.